CGAGGUGACGUCACACGCGGAAGUAAACAGUCAGCAGCUGCAGAUAAGCAACUUUUCAUGCUUGUUAUCCGGCGAAAAUGUCGAUUUCUCACCCGAGACAAGUGUUUUCUUUCCCGUCGGUCCCGUUCGCCGGGACGAUCCUGGGGGGUCUGGAGCCCGGGGAGAUGGUUCUGAUCCAGGGCUCGGUGCCGGCCGACGCCGACAGGUUCCAGGUGGACCUGACCUGCGGCAGCAGCGUGAAGCCGCGGGCCGACGUCCUGUUCCACUUCAACCCGCGGAUCAACAAGUCCAGCGUGGUGUGCAACACGCUGACGGCGGAGAAGUGGGGCCGCGAGCAGAUCCUGCACACGAUGCCCUUCAGGCCCGGGGCCGCAUUCGAGCUGCUCAUCCUGGCGCUGGAGGACAAGUUCAAGGUGGCGGUGAACGGUUCCCACCUGUUGGAGUACCAGCACCGGCAGGAGCUGCAGCGGGUCGACACCAUUUGCAUCUCUGGGAGGGUGGAGGUGCAGGCGGUGGGGGUCGUCCCCCCGGCCGCCGUCGACGCCCCUCCUGCUGCCGCCGUGACUCAGGACUCGGAGACGUUGACGUCGGCGGCGGGCGACUUGGACGUUCCCUUCAGGGCCCGGCUGGACGGCGGCCUGAGCGUCGGGCGCAGCGUCGUCAUCAGAGCCGAGGUCCGGCCCGGCGCCAGCAGCUUCUGCGUGAACCUGAGCCCGGCGUCCGGCAGCAGCAUCGCUCUUCACCUCAACCCUCGUCUGAAUAAAAAGGUCUUCGUCAGGAACUCCUUCCUGUCCGGCUGCUGGGGCCCCGAGGAGACCCGGCUCGCCGGCUUCCCCUUCACGCCGGGCCGGUACUUCGAGAUGAUCGUGCUGUGCGACCCGCACCACUUCCGCGUGGCCGUGAACGGGGACCACCAGGUGGACUACCAGUACCGGGUCCAGGACCUGAGCAGCAUCGACCAGGUGGAGGUUCUGGGGGACCUGGUCCUGACGGAGGUCCGGGUGGUGCGGACCGGCAAGACCGGCAAGACCGGCAAGACCGGCCAGACCUCCGGGCCGCCGGCGCUGUGAGGCGCCGCCGCGGCCCGUCUACUGACCGUCUACCAACAAGUCUACCAAUCCGUAGACCAACUGGUCUAUGAUCCCAUCUACAAACUAGUCUACGAACCGUCUACAAACUAGUCUCCCAAUCCGUCCACGAAUCGGUCUACGAUCCCGUCUACCAACCCGUCUACCGAAAAGUCUACCGACUGUCUACCAACCGUCUACGAACUAGUAUCCCAAUCCGUCUACGAAUCGGUCUACUAACGCGUCUAGGAACUGUCUAGGAACUGUCCACCAACCGGUCCACCAACCGGUCUACCAACCGGUCUACCAACCGUCUACAAACUAGUGUACGAACCGUUUACAAACUAGUCUACGAACCCGUAGAACAACUGGUCUAUGAUCCCAUCUACAAACUAGUCUCCCAAUCCGUCCACGAAUCGGUCUACGAUCCCGUCUACCGAAAAGUCUACCGACUGUCUACCAACCGUCUACGAACUAGUAUCCCAAUCCGUCUACGAAUCGGUCUACUAACGCGUCUAGGAUCUGUCUAGGAACCGUCCAGGAACCGUCCACCAACCGUCUACGAUCUAGUCUACGAACCGUCUACGAACCAGUCUACGAACCGUCUACGAACCAGUCUACGAACCAGUCUACGAACCGUCUACGAACCAGUCUACGAACCAGUCUACGAACCAGUCUACGAACCGUCUACGAACCGUCUACGAACCGUCUACGAACCAGUCUACGAACCAGUCUACGAACCGUCUACGAACCAGUCUACGAACCAGUCUACGAACCGUCUACGAACCAGUCUACGAACCGUCUACGAACCGUCUACGAACCGUCCACCAACCGUCUACGAACCGUCUACGAACCGUCUACGAACCGUCUACGAACCGUCUACGAACCGUCUACGAACCAGUCUACGAACCGUCUACGAACCGUCUACGAACCGUCUACGAACCGUCCAAGUUUUUAAAUGUUUUUUCUGUGUGAAGUGGGGUCGGGGGUCGGGGGUCACCUCGAAUCAUCAAUCAUCUGAUCACCUGAUUAUUGAUCACCGUGGGAUUGAUUAUCGGACAGAAACAACCUCAGAUCCACCGCAGCAUCUGAACCAGGUUCAGGUCUGGACUUUAACCAGGUUGGUCCAGAACCUGGUGUUUGGAUCCACUUCCUGUCACAUGACCCGGUUUACGUUAUUCCAAAAAGGUAAAAAAACUGAAUAAAUGUACUAAACAUAGAAGCAAACAGGAUGUAAUGUUUCUGUUUCAGGACAAACGUCCUCAUGUGUCUCUAGAGGACUUCAUGGUCCACCAGGGACUGCAGACGUCCCUAGAAACCGCCGUCCCACCUGGACCCGUCCGUCUUCUCAGAUCCUGCAGAAGCUUUAAGGGGGAACAAGUUAAUGAAGCGUUUCCAAAUGUUACAAUCCAGAUGUUAGAUUCUUUUUUUGAUGCUUUCACACAGAAAAGGACUAGAAGAGGAUCAACUCCUGCACAAAUGUUGGUUUCUUUUUCAGUUUUGAUUUCCAACUCUGAAAACGGUGUUUCAACCAGAUCGACCCAGAAAACCCUCGGUCUCACGUUUAACGGUUAAGAACUUGAACAGAAACAAACGUCCAGUUCCUGAAACAUUCCUUUAUUAACAAGGUCGUGUUGAGGUUUUAAACUCAGGGCCAACUUGAACCCUAAAGUGUUCCUUAUGUUUCCUGCUGAAAUAUACCCAUAUAAAACCUAAUAUACCGAGAUAUAAAACCUUUUAAAUAUACUGAUAUAAAACCUUUAAUAUACCGAGAUAUAAAACCUUUUAACUUGCCGAUUCUGUCAGACAAGAAUAUUUAGCUCUAGUAGCCGACCUGUUACGUCAGUUAAGAUAAAUGUUUGUCUGCAGCUUCUGUUUUAAUGUUUUCUCCAGGUUUUUGUAAGCGAGCUGAGGUUUGAACACGGGACACGAGAGUUUUAGAUGUUUGUAUGAAAUCAUGGAGCUGCAUAUUUACAGAAAGUAUUUUAAUAUAUAUUAACGAACUGCUUCGUGAUGUCAAUGUGAUUGAUUAUUGGAAUCAUAUGCAAUGGUUUUGCAGCCUGAAAUACACAAGUCAUGACAUCUGUCCUUUAAAGAACAAAUAAAUACCUAU
Molecule: messenger RNA, 3180 nt
Organism: Cololabis saira (Pacific saury)
Lineage: Eukaryota; Metazoa; Chordata; Actinopteri; Beloniformes; Belonidae
Product: galectin-8-like
Exons: 9
Coding region: 78-1070 (330 amino acids)
Molecular function (GO): carbohydrate binding
Source: RefSeq, a predicted model, not a curated record